AUGAAGCAUAACUCAGUGAAACAUGUUCAUAGGGCGUACUACUCACCGGCUGUUUCUCCAUUGCAGGUAAGGAGAGAGUUGGCUGCUGUACUGCUUUUUGAGUCCCAUGCCAAGGCUGGAACUGUGUUGUUCAGCCAAGGGGACAAGGGCACGUCCUGGUACAUCAUUUGGAAGGGAUCAGUCAAUGUUGUUACACAUGAUAAGGGCUUAGUGUGCACCCUACAUGAAGGUGAUGACUUUGGCCAGCUGGCACUCGUGAACGAUGCCCCCCGUGCUGCCACCAUCAUCCUUCGUGAAGACAGUUGCCACUUCCUGCGAGUGGACAAAAGGGAUUUCAACCGGAUUCUCAAGGAUGUUGAAGCUAAUACCCUACGGCUGAAGGAACAUGGGAAAGUGGUGCUUGUUUUAGAGAAGAAUUCACAAGGCAGUAAUUCCAGUCACCUUGCCGGGACUCUGGGGAGCAGUAGAUAUUCAGUGAUUGCUGGAACCCCUGAAAAAAUACUCGAUUACCUAUUGGAAACCAUGCGUUCAGACUCUACCCUUUCUGAUCCUGUUGAUACAUUUCUGGGAGAUUUCCUCCUGACGUACAGUGUGUUCAUGCCGACACCUCAGCUGUGCCGAACUUUGCUCCAACAAUAUCCUUCCUGGUUGCUUCUGCCUUGGAUCUUAGAGGGAUAGUCAGCAAAAGGCUUUCUUUGGAGUGAGAUUGCCCUGGGUUGAUUUAGCAAAGAGCGUUAUAACUCCCUCCAUGCAUCCUAGAUUGUUGCAGUGCAACGGAGGGAAGGGAUGGCACUUCUGGAGGGCCAAAUGGAAAACAUGGCUUCCAGGCCUGACACUGUUAAGAUCUUACCUUCAUGCCAGGACAAUGCUCCUCAACUAAAUGCCUACCAAAUAUAUUAAAUUACAAACCCCCAUUGUUCUCCGUCUGUUGGAGUUCUAAAAGCCACGCCAGGCAUAUUAUAACAAAAUAGAGGAUCUCUCCAGCAACAUCAUGUUGAUCCUCUUUCAUAUAAUG
Molecule: messenger RNA, 1015 nt
Organism: Thamnophis sirtalis
Lineage: Eukaryota; Metazoa; Chordata; Lepidosauria; Squamata; Natricidae
Source: RefSeq, a predicted model, not a curated record